This is a messenger RNA of Trichoderma asperellum CBS 433.97, 1142 nucleotides long. RefSeq lists its product as uncharacterized. The record is from RefSeq and is a predicted model, not a curated record. NCBI's taxonomy places the organism in Eukaryota, Fungi, Ascomycota, Sordariomycetes, Hypocreales, Hypocreaceae.
UUUCUGUCUGCAGUUUCGCUUUAUGUUGGCUUGGAUUUAGUUAAUUGAGCGUUGACGUUUUCCCGAGGCGUGACGCUAAUUGGAUUAUACCUAUUUGUUUCAUCUCACUUUUUUUUUCUUGGACCUUUGUAUCUCAUAAUAGGCGAUUGGGGCACGUCUAAAUUUAGCAGACUCGGGAUUGGACGGAGGGGGAAAAAACUUUUGCCCUGUCAUACUGGAAACGAAUCACCAUGUUUGAGGUCCCUGAUGCGAAGAGAGUUCGCCGAGAAGAUUUACAAGCAUCGGAUGAGUCUUCAUGGAGUGAGAGCGAACCCGAUGCCGAGCUGGAGGCACGGCUCAAUGCGCAAAUCGCCAGAUCCCUUGGGCUGGAUGAGAGUGCCUUUAGUGCACCGAAACCUCAGAUUACUUUACCGGUGGUCACAAAGCCUCAGGUUGUUGGAAAGAAGGAAGAUGAAGAGCUCGACUCUGAUGAAGAAAGCGAGCCAAAGACGCCAGCUGAAGGCUCUCAAGUCAAAGAAGACGGCGAAGACGAAGAUGAGGUUUAUGCUUUCCGACUAUUCAGCGCGGCUGGUCCGGCGCCACAGGUUGUUCUUGAAAACACCAACAGAGUCGUAGAAGGCAAAAUGAUUUGGGGGCGGCCGUUAUCAUACUACCUGGUCACGGAUUUGUCGCCUGAGAAGAAGCAGCAAUAUGAGAUGGCAGCCGUGAGCGGCGAAGACGUCAUUGAGCGAUCGAAAGGGAGGGCGUGGGGUCUUGAGCUCCCUUGGAGAGUCCAAACCAUCAAAGUAACCCGAAAAGCUGGCCGACAAAAAGGAGAAACCGUGGCUCACGUUGAGGAUGACCAGCCGGCGAAGAGGAAGCGGCCGGGGAAGAAGCGUAGAGUCGCGAUGAGGAUCAAGGCGAGGGCAAAGGCGCAGGCUGAGGAAGCGGCGAAGCAGAAGAUGGCUGAGAAGGAGGAGCACAUUAAGGAUAAGAAGAAGAGAUUGAAUCGGCUGAAAAAAUUGAGGAGAAGAGCGAAGAAGAAGACUGAGAAAGGGGGAGGUGGUGAGGCUGGCGGUGAAUCGGACGAGGACAUGUCAGACGCUGAAGAGUAAGAGGAGCGAAACACUUGUAUAUAAAAUGCAUACAUAAGAACAGUUUGG